Molecule: messenger RNA, 3859 nt
Organism: Perognathus longimembris pacificus (Pacific pocket mouse)
Lineage: Eukaryota; Metazoa; Chordata; Mammalia; Rodentia; Heteromyidae
Gene: Zbtb18
Product: zinc finger and BTB domain containing 18
Exons: 3
Coding region: 144-1739 (531 amino acids)
Biological process (GO): regulation of transcription by RNA polymerase II
Cellular component (GO): nucleus
Molecular function (GO): protein binding; DNA-binding transcription factor activity, RNA polymerase II-specific; RNA polymerase II cis-regulatory region sequence-specific DNA binding
Source: RefSeq, a predicted model, not a curated record
GCGGCGGCGGCGGCGGCGGAGGACGCGCGGCGGCGGCGGCGGCGGGGACGCGGGGACUUCGGGCCGCUCCGUUCUGCUUGUUUUCCACCGAUGUAAGAGACCUGGAGCCAGCAAGACUCAGAGGAAAGGACUUAAUCAAGUUUAUGUGUCCUCAAGGUUAUGAAGACAGCAUGGAGUUUCCAGACCACAGUAGACAUUUGCUGCAGUGUCUGAGCGAGCAGAGGCACCAGGGCUUUCUUUGUGACUGCACGGUCCUGGUGGGGGAUGCCCAGUUCCGAGCGCACCGCGCUGUGCUGGCUUCGUGCAGCAUGUAUUUCCACCUCUUCUACAAGGACCAGCUGGACAAAAGGGACAUUGUUCAUCUGAACAGCGACAUUGUCACAGCCCCCGCCUUCGCUCUCCUGCUUGAAUUCAUGUACGAAGGGAAACUCCAGUUCAAAGACUUGCCCAUCGAAGACGUGCUAGCAGCUGCCAGCUAUCUGCACAUGUAUGACAUCGUCAAAGUCUGCAAAAAGAAGCUGAAAGAGAAAGCCACCACCGAGGCGGACAGCACCAAGAAGGAGGAAGACGCCUCCAGUUGCUCGGACAAAGUGGAGAGCCUGUCGGACGGCAGCAGCCACAUGGCGGGCGACCUCCCCAGCGACGAGGACGAAGGCGAGGAGGAGAAGCUGGCCCUCCUGCCCGGCAAGAGGGACUUGGCAGGCGAGCCUGGGAACAUGUGGAUGCGCUUGCCCUCGGACUCGGCAGGCCUGGCCCCGGCGGGCGCGGAGGCCGAGCCGCACGCCGCGGCGGCUGGAAAAACAGUGGCCAGCCCCUGCAGCUCCACAGAGUCUCUGUCGCAGAGGUCUGUCACCUCCGUGAGGGAGUCGGCAGAUGUUGACUGUGUGCUGGACCUGUCUGUCAAGUCCAGCCUCUCGGGAGUUGACAAUCUGAACAGCUCUUAUUUCUCUUCACAGGACGUGCUGAGAAGCAGCCUGGUGCAGGUGAAGGUGGAGAAAGAGGCGUCGUGUGAUGAGGGUGAUGUUGGCACUAAUGACUAUGACAUGGAACAUGGCACUGUGAAAGACAGUGUGGGCGCCAACCACAGGGUACAGUACGAGCCGGCGCACCUGGCCCCGCUGCGGGAGGACUCGGUGCUGCGGGAGCUGGACCGAGAGGACAAGGCCAGCGACGACGAGAUGAUGACCCCCGAGAGCGAGCGCGCCCCCGGGGAGGGCGGCAUGGAGGGCAGCCUGCUGCCCUACGUCUCCAACAUCCUGAGCCCCGCGGGCCAGAUCUUCAUGUGCCCGCUGUGCAACAAGGUCUUCCCCAGCCCGCACAUCCUGCAGAUCCACCUGAGCACGCACUUCCGGGAGCAGGACGGGCUCCGCAGCAAGCCCGCGGCCGACGUGAAUGUGCCCACGUGCUCGCUGUGCGGGAAGACCUUCUCCUGCAUGUACACGCUCAAGCGCCACGAGAGGACGCACUCGGGGGAGAAGCCCUACACCUGCACCCAGUGCGGCAAGAGCUUCCAGUACUCGCACAACCUGAGCCGCCACGCCGUGGUGCACACGCGCGAGAAGCCGCACGCCUGCAAGUGGUGCGAGCGCAGGUUCACGCAGUCCGGGGACCUGUACAGACACAUCCGCAAGUUCCACUGCGAGCUGGUGAACUCCUUGUCCGUCAAGAGCGAAGCGCUGAGCCUGCCCACGGUCAGAGACUGGACCUUAGAGGACAGCUCUCAAGAACUUUGGAAAUAAUUUUACAUAUAUAUAUAUAUAUAAAUUAUAUAUAUAUAUACAUAUAUAUACAUAGAUUCUAUAUAGUUGUGGUACGGUCUAAAAGCAGUCUUGUUUCCUGGAACUAAGAAGUUGGGAUCUUAACUUGUUUUUGCACUUUAGAAUAAUAGCAUGAGACUCUCACUAAUUUAGCAUUCUGAUAAAAGAAACCUUAGGACGAGUCGGAGAAUAGAGGGGCGUCUUUUCCUUUGAAGGGCAGGCGAGGAAGCCACCAAGAGCCUUCUCUGCAGGUGGCCCCGUCUCAUGGGGCUUGACUUCCACAGCGCUGUAGUGCCCUUUUUUUGGUGUGUAUGCCCCACUUUUUUUGUUCUUUUGGGUUUUUUGUUUUGUUUUUGUUUGUUUGUUGUUGUUUUUUUUUUAAAGUAGAAAUCCCCUCCGGUUUUAUUAGCCUCUUCCUAUGUCUCAAAUUGCAUGAAUCUUUUCUGGCUGUUGGAAACCUGAAUGCUUUUAGACCCAAAUGGAAAAUUUCUGAAAUGCUGGAUUAUCUAUUUUUAAACAAGCAGUUGACUUAAAACUUUCUGUGGCAACUUCUGGUUUUCUGACAGUUCCCAGUGCGGGGAGAUCUGCGACUACACUGGGUCACUGGGACCCUGUCUUUGUGAAGGUUUGCUUGGGAUGAAAAGGAUAUUGCAGCUUCAGCAGUGUUGAAGUGUGUGUUUAAAAAUGUGAAUUACUGUUCUUGUAUACUGUAAUUGAUUACCUGGGCUGGGGGGGUCAAAGAACUUGACAGGUUGUGUUGAUGCUCUUAGUUGAGUCUUGAAAAGUAAAUAUUAACGCUACAGAAAUGCAUGAGUUUCAAUAUAUUUUUUGUCUUUGUUUGCAUUGUAUAACUUUAAUGAGUGAGUUUAAAAUUAUUUAAUUUUCUUAGAAAAAAAUAGCACCAUUUGGAAAAAAAACCUGGUGUUAUGAAGAACGCAAAUGCACUGUUUUUAUUUUUAUUUUAUAUAAUUUAAAUUGACUUCCCACUGUCUUUAAGUUGAAACUGUUAAGCUGAAUAAAAAUUUAAGCUGCAAAAUUGAUAACUUCGCUACUUAACAAGGAACAUAUAAAUGUUUACAAACGGCUUAAAGAUUUGCAUGAGCAGUGUGCGUUUAUAACAAACUCCUAACUGCACAGGGUCCAUGCCAGCUCAAAGUUUAGAUGUACACAUUUACCCAGUUGAGCGUUCUAGAAUAACUACUGCACACAUUGACAAUAGGUCAUUCUCUCUCUCUCUCUCUUUCUCUUUUUGUGCUCCUUUUCUUUUUCUCCUCUUCUUCCCCCCUCCCUCCCUUCCCUCCUCCUCCCCUCCUCCCCCCACCCCAAACUCAUGAAAAGAUUCUAUGGACUGAAAAAGCCCCGGGCUGAAGGGACUGGACUGCCUUGAUUGACAGAAGGGCUUGGAGGGCGAGCAGCUCCGGCUGCGGCCAGGGGCUGCUGGAGUGACCUACGCGCUGGGCGAGAGCGUUUUGCACAGUGUUUGUUUUCCUGUCUUGCACUUACAAAUAUGGUCUAUGGAGUAGCAUGGAAAACAUUUGCUGUUUUUCCCCUUUUUUUUUUAAAAUUGCUUUUGUUUAAAAUUUGAUCGCCUUAACUACUGUAAACAUAGCCUAUUUUUGUGCUUAAGAUACUGAAUGGAAAACUCCAUUGUGUGUUGCUGGACUGUUUUGGAAAUAUUUGGUCAAAUGUGUGUUAAUUUGGCUGUGAUGGCAUUUAAAGCAAACAACAACAACAAAGCUGUGAAAAUGGCCUUGGAGCAUUAUCUUUAGUUACUUGAAGAGUUUCUAGUUUUUUUUUUAAAAUACAGUUUAUGUUAAAAUGAUUUUUAUUAAUUUAGAGAAGACAAUCGAUGUCUGUGAGAAAGCGGACUUUUCUUUGGGAUUUUCUUUUGUGGUCAUUGUGAGCGAUUGCUUUUUCCUGUACUUAGGUUCACAUUCUUCCUCUGUUCUAAAACUUAGACUGACAUCUAGCCUUGACAAUCAUAGUAUGUUUUAUUUUCCUGAAGGGGGAAUAACUUAUAAUGCUGUUUAGUUUUGUACUAUUGGUGUGUUGGUGAAUUUUUAAACUGUGUGCUAACUGCAAUAAAUUAUAUGAACCGACAA